Messenger RNA from Zea mays, 969 nucleotides. Its product is annotated as tropinone reductase 2. Lineage: Eukaryota; Viridiplantae; Streptophyta; Magnoliopsida; Poales; Poaceae. Bases 12 to 815 code for a protein of 267 amino acids. The record is from RefSeq and is marked validated. The transcript is spliced from 4 exons. Gene Ontology annotation, molecular function: oxidoreductase activity.
CCGGCCGGACGAUGGCAGCAGCAGAGCGCGACCGCGAGCGAUGGAUCCUGCCCGGCGCGACGGCGCUGGUCACCGGCGGGAGCAAGGGGAUCGGGCACGCGAUCGUGGAGGAGCUGGCGGCGCUGGGCGCGCGCGUGCACACGUGCUCCCGCAACGCCGCGGAGCUGGAGGAGUGCCGCCGGAGGUGGGCAGAGAAGGGCGGCGGCCUGCUGCAGCAGGUGACCGUCUCCGUCUGCGACGUCGCCGUGCGCGCCGACAGGGAGGCGCUCAUGGCCACCGUCAGGGAUGUCUUCGGCGGCAAGCUGGACAUCCUCGUGAAUAACGCGGCGCAGGUGGUCUUCAAGCCGGCGGUGGAGUGCACCGGGGAGGAGUACACGCGGAUCAUGGCGACCAACCUGGAGUCCUGCUUCCACCUCAGCCAGCUCGCGCACCCGCUGCUCCGCGACGCCUCCCUCGCCGGCGGCGGGAGCGUCGUGCACAUCUCCUCCACCGCGGGCCUCCUCGGCUUUCGAGGGGCGGUGCUUUACAGCACUGCGAAAGGAGGAGUGAACCAGCUCACGAGGAGCCUGGCUGCUGAGUGGGCCUGUGACAAGAUUCGUGUCAACUCGGUCGCGCCAGGAAUCGUCAUGACUGACAUGGUUAAGAACGCAGCAAGCUCGGAGGCCGUCGAGCAAGAAACUUCACGGAUUCCGCUGCGGCGGGCCGGCGAGCCGGCAGAGGUGGCGUCCGUGGUGUCGUUUCUGUGCAUGCCGGCGGCCGCCUACGUCACCGGCCAAGUCAUCUACGUUGACGGUGGCCGAACCAUAAGAGCUUGACGAUGACCAGCAUCAUCAUCAUCUACGUCUACGUGGAAUCUAACAAACGCACUCCAUCCACAAACCUAGCUACAGUGGCCCGGGAUUUCACAUAUAUGUAGCCACACACAUGCAUGACACAUGUGUGUGUGAUAAAUAAAAGAAUUCUUUAUGC